Messenger RNA from Drepanopeziza brunnea f. sp. 'multigermtubi' MB_m1, 1200 nucleotides. RefSeq lists its product as uncharacterized. Lineage: Eukaryota; Fungi; Ascomycota; Leotiomycetes; Helotiales; Drepanopezizaceae. The record is from RefSeq and is a predicted model, not a curated record. Gene Ontology annotation, cellular component: cyclin-dependent protein kinase holoenzyme complex; nucleus. Gene Ontology annotation, biological process: regulation of cyclin-dependent protein serine/threonine kinase activity. Gene Ontology annotation, molecular function: cyclin-dependent protein serine/threonine kinase regulator activity; protein kinase binding.
AUGGCGUACCCGACCCGAGAGUUGAACGAGGCUGCCUUGGACCACUUCAUCUACACCCCCGUCACCACGGACAUGAUCCACUAUCUGGCCAUCAAGGCGACGCAGGUCAUCCAGUGCGAGCAUCGACCUCUCUCCAAGUCAGCUGACCUCCCUGCUUCUCCCCCCACGACGCCUCCCAACGAUCCCACCGUGUCGACGACAAGCCUCCCAUCGCUCGAACGCUUCAUCACCAACCUGGUCCGAAAGUCCAACGUCCAGGUCCCGACGCUGAUGAGCACCCUGGUCUACCUCGAGCGAUUGAAGAAGAAGCUCCCGCCGGUCGCCAAGGGCCUGAGAUGUACCGUUCACCGCAUCUUCCUCGCCGCCCUCAUCCUCUCCGCCAAGUUCCUGAAUGACUCCUCACCCAAGAACAAACAUUGGGCCGAGUACACCCACGUCCGCGGCUGGGACAAGUUUGGCUUCUCGACCACCGAGGUCAACCUCAUGGAGAAGCAGCUGCUCUUCCUCCUCGACUGGGAUCUCAUCAUCACCGAACUGGAUCUCUACGCCCACCUGGAACCCUUCCUGGCGCCCAUCCGGCACGAGGUGGUGAGGAAGCAAGAACAGCGCCGUGAGCGGGAGAUGCGCAAGGAGGCUGCCCGACAACAGCAGUUGGCCGAGGAGGAGCAGCGCCGAGCCGAGGCCGCCCACCACCAGUACUGGGUGCCCAGCAACGAGUUCCACCCGAUGAACACCUCCGGCCGCUUCAUCGAUCCGACCGGCAUGAUGGUUGCUCCCCUCCGCAUCCCGUCCCGGGCAUCACAGUACGGCUCUCCACCUUCCACCAGCGAAGUCCCCGUCCUGGCACGCAGCGGUACGGCCGACACGUACUCCACGGUCUCCUCCUCCGCUUCUUCCUAUGUCGACACGCUCUCCCGCGCCGGUACCCCCAGCUCCAGCAUGGAAGGCUACAACGAGGAGCUCGAAGCCCAGUACUGCCGCCUCAAUGGUGAGAGCCCUGCGCCGAUCGUCCGUGACAUCGUGCAGAUCGAGAUGGAUCACCAGGUCUUGUACCCGGCCAGCCAGCACACCAUGCUACCCUACGAGGUCGAGCGCGAGGUGAUCCAUGAGAAGCCCGCGAAGAAGCCCCGCCUCAUGGCCGGCAACAUCUUCUCGAGACUUCUCGGUGGACAGAGAGAUCGCAACAGCUACGCUGCAUAG